Molecule: messenger RNA, 1228 nt
Organism: Papaver somniferum (opium poppy)
Lineage: Eukaryota; Viridiplantae; Streptophyta; Magnoliopsida; Ranunculales; Papaveraceae
Exons: 7
Coding region: 117-1064 (315 amino acids)
Cellular component (GO): chloroplast
Molecular function (GO): phosphatase activity
Source: RefSeq, a predicted model, not a curated record
UCUUAGAUUAUGCUGCCCUUCCCGGUCUUCUCCGGUUCUCCUCACGCGAUAGUAUAGUGAUCAAAUUUCUUGGUAAUCAAGUAUUGAUUUUUUUAGGGAUUCUGGUAAAUUAAGAUAUGAUAUCAAGAUGCUCAAUGUCCACAAAUGAGGUUCCUCACUUGUGUCAAAGCUUUAGUGGGAUUCAACAAUUAGCAGAAACUCGUCCAUUCAAGGCUUGGUUCUUAGAUCAAUUUGGAGUCCUUCAUGAUGGGAAAAAACCUUAUCCAGGAGCCAUCUCUACGCUGGAAAAACUGUCUAAUUAUGGUGCUAAGUUGGUGAUUAUUAGCAAUUCGUCAAGACGUGCUUCUACAACUAUGGAGAAGCUGAAAAACCUUGGAUUCGAUCAUUCUCUAUUCAUUGGAGCUAUCACCAGUGGAGAAUUAACACAUCAGUAUCUUCAGAGGAGGGAUGAUUCCUGGUUUGCGGCACUUGGAAGAUCUUGCAUUCACAUGACUUGGAGUGAUCGUGGAGCAAUAUCUCUCGAGGGCCUAGGUUUACACAUUGUGGAGAAUGUUGAAGAUGCUGAGUUUAUUCUUGUCCAUGGUACUGAAGCUCUUGGCCAUCCUACUGGGACAUCACUUCCCAUGAAACUCGAGGAUCUUGAGAAAAUAUUAGAGUGUUGUGCAGUAAAGAAGAUUCCCAUGGUGGUUGCAAAUCCAGAUUUUGUUACUGUUGAUGCAAGAUCUUUGCAUGUGAUGCCUGGUACUCUGGCGGCAAAAUACGAAAAGCUUGGAGGUGAAGUGAAAUGGAUGGGUAAACCAGAUAAGGUAAUCUAUAGGUCAGCAAUGGCCAUGGCUUGCGUUGAAGAUGCCUCCGAGUGUAUAUGUGUAGGUGAUUCUCUCCACCAUGACAUAAAGGGUGCAAACUUAGCUGGAAUCCAGUCAGCUUUUAUAACUGGUGGGAUUCAUGCGAGUGAACUUGGUCUCGGUAGCUAUGAGGAGGUUGCAGAUUUCUCUUGCGUCCAAACCCUUGUUACCAAAUAUGAUGCUCAUCCGUCCUAUGUGUUGCCCUUCUUUACAUGGUGACUGCAUUAUUGGUUAGACAGUCUUGCACUCCUACAUGUGUUUCCCUUCUUUACACGGUGAGACACUAGCUGAUCCAAGUGACCUCUCCCUAACUAGAAAAGUGCCCCAAUGAUAUGUGAUAAUGUGACAUGAUAAACUUUAUGAGUAAAAGGGUUAACCUGUUA